CCGAAGUCAGUUGGUGUUUGUCAGAAGCUCCGAUGAGAUUGUUUAUUGUGCUCAGUGUUUGCGUUGCGUUGGCCUCCGCUGGUUAUGGAGGCGGUGAUGGUGGUGCCUCAUCUACAGCAUCUGCGUCGGCUAGCUCCAGCGCCGGUGCGGGCGGCAAAUUUGGCGGCGGUGGCGGUGGAGGCGGCGGCUUGGACCUAGGUGGUGCAGGUCUUGGACUAGGACUAGGCGGCGGCCUGGGACUUGGCGGUGGCAAGCACGGUGGUGCAGGUCUUGGACUGGGUCUAGGAGCUGGAGCUGGAGGUGGUCCAUUUGGUGGUGGCGGCGGCGGCGGCUAUGGCGGCGCUGGCGCUGGCGGUGGCGCCUCUUCUUCAGCUGGCUCCAGUACAAGCGCUGGUGGACAUGGAGGCGGUGGACCUGGAUUUGGUGCCGGCGGAGGAGGCGGCGGACUAGGUGGCGGUCAUGGCGGUAGCGGUGGAUUCGGUGGUGGAUCAGCAGGUGGUGGCCAUGGAGGCGGUGGUGGUCUCGGAGGAAGCGGUUUCGGCAGCGGUGGCCAUGGAGGCGGUGGUGGCCUUGGAGGAGGCGGUUUUGGCAGUGGCGGCUAUGGUGGCGGUGGCUUCGCCGGUGGAUCAGCAGGCGGAUCAGCAGGAGGUGGUCAUGCAGGCGGUGGUGGUCUCGGAGGAAGCGGUUUCGGCAGUGGCGGCCAUGGAGGCGGUGGUGGCCUUGGAGGAGGCGGUUUCGGCAGUGGCGGCCAUGGAGGCAGUGGUGGCCUUGGAGGAGGCGGUUUCGGCAGUGGCGGCCAAGGAAGCGGUGGCUUUGCCGGUGGAUCAGCAAGUGGAUCAGCAGGAGCUGGUCAUGGAGGCGCUGGUUUCGGUAGUGGCGGCCAUGGAGCCGGUGGCGGCCUUGGUGGUGGUCUUGGCGGUGGCCUAGGCGGCGGUGUUAGCCUUGGAGGCGGUGGCUACGCUGGUGGAUCUGCGGGCAGCGGCAUUGGAGGUGGUGCCCAUGGAGGCGGAGGACCCGGCUUCGGUGGUGGCAUUGGAGGCGGUAGUGCAGGUGCAUCAGCUGGUUCCGGCGCCAGUGGAGGCGCCAUUGGCGGUGGUAAUGGCGGCAUUGGCGGUGGUCAUGGCGGCAUUGGCGGUGGUCAUGGCGGCUUUGGCGGUGGUCAUGGCGGCCAUGGAGGCGGUGGUUUCUCCGGUGGACCAUUCGGUGGCGGCGCUCUUGGACUUGGAGGCAAGUUCGGUGGCGGCAAGUUCGGCGGCGGCUUUGGUGGUGGCGGCUACGGAGGUGGUGGCAAGCACGGAGGACUCGGCGGUGGCUACAGUGGUGGUAAGUCUGGUGCUAGCUCCUCUGCAUCAGCAUCUGCCUCAGCCUCUGCAGGUGGCUACGGCCGUUAGUUAAGUUAAUUUAACUUCUCAGUUCGCCAAGCUAAUUACAAAGCAAAUGAGUAUUUCAAGUAAAUAAGAGACCUCAAAUGAGAUUUUCAAAUAAA
Molecule: messenger RNA, 1486 nt
Organism: Drosophila mojavensis
Lineage: Eukaryota; Metazoa; Arthropoda; Insecta; Diptera; Drosophilidae
Product: glycine-rich cell wall structural protein
Exons: 1
Coding region: 33-1391 (452 amino acids)
Source: RefSeq, a predicted model, not a curated record